CUCGUUCUUGUGAGUGCAUACUGUGCCAAGCAGGGCAUGCAGGUAGCGGACUAGCAGUUGAGUAGCCUACUGGGUGAUUUGAGACGGUGACUUCUGCUGCAGGUGCUUUGUCUUUUCUUCGUUGCCGGACAGUGAAACUGCGAGACAACGGUGGAGCUGUGAUGGCCUCUUGAAACCAGUUAAACAAGUGUCUCAACAUCCUCAGAUCACAGGCAUUGUAUUAUAGUAAGUUGUGACCUCUUCAUUCACAAUUAUAGGUUAAUACAAUCAUUUAUUUCUUUAUUCCCCCCCAUUAAAACCUUUUUUUGUGAGUGGUCAGAACUUGAAAUAUGAAAAGUACUGAGUGGCCUUUUUUGAGCCAACUUACUCCACUUUAAUGAAGUCGCACUUUUGCAUUGCAUACAAUUGCCUCUAGCCAGCUAACCACAGCUGCAUGCUUCUGCUUAGCUAGAACAUCAGCAGGACUUUGACCUCUCUGGUCUUUCACAAGCCUGAGGUUAACACAUUUACUCUACAUUUUCUUCAUUUUAUCACCCUGGUUUCUCCAACCUCUAAUCUUUCUGUGUCUCCUCCCAUUUGUGGUAGCUUGUAGACCCUCCCCUUCGUUCACCAUGGAGGCCAGAGGAAAGUAUGACUUCAAUGGCAAAGAAGAAGAUGAGCUCAGCUUCCGGAAAGGAGACAUUCUAAAGAUCCUGGGAUCUCAAGACGAGUGGUUCAAGGCAGAGCUACAUGGUCAUGAGGGCUUCAUACCUAAAAACUAUGUUGACAUGCAAACGCUGAGCUGGUUCAAAGAGAACGCCGGUCGUGGCUCGGCUGAGGAGAUGCUCAUGUCCCGAGAGGUGGGUGCUUUCCUGAUCCGUGGCAGCCAGAGUUCCCCUGGAGACUUCUCCAUCUCAGUCAGACACGAGUAUGAUGUACAACAUUUUAAAGUUAUGAAGGAUAAAUCAUGCCAGUACUACCUGUGGACGGAGAAGUUUACCUCUCUAAACAAGCUUGUGGAGUUCUACAAGACCACCUCCAUAUCCAAGCAGAGGGAGAUCUUCCUUAGGGACGGAAGUGGGAAUGAGCCACGAGCACCUCUACCUUUAAGGAGUCAACCAGAAGUUCGGCCUUCCCCAGGUGGUGGUUAUGGUGGUCCCCCAACCUCAUCACAACACCGCAACAUGACAGAUCAAACUCACAACCAGAAGAGGUCAACCAUACAGGUGAGAGCAAUGUAUGACUUCACAGCAGAGGAAGCUGACGAGUUGGGCUUCAGUUCCGGUGAAAUCAUUGAAGUACUGGACCGUUCUGAUGCAUCAUGGUGGAAAGGUCGAUUGCGUGGCAGGACUGGUCUGUUCCCUGCCAAUUACACAGAACAGAUCUGAAGUCUUCUGAUUGCUCAGAGGUGUGGAAUCACUAUGCUAAGAGUCAAAUCCAUCACUCGCUUACUAAAUGCCUGUCAAUAAUGUACGGACUGGUCGAUUAUUUUCAAAUUACUUUUAUAAAACUGGCUGCAGAACUGUUGAGGAGAAGUGAGAAAAAGACUCAUGAAGCUCUUUGUUGCUUCUCUUUUUCAUAUACAUAAUCUUUUUUUUUUAUACAUAAUUUUUAUGGUACGAAGAAAGAACUAUACUAUUUCUCUUAUGUGUCAAAUUCUCCUAAUGACUAGACAUUUCCCUUAUAUGAAUUACUGAAUUAUACAGUACAUAGCCCUUACAGUGACCCCUCAGUUCAUGUUUAUAUUUUAAGAUCUUCAGUAGGACACACUAACACAAGAUACAGUGUUACAGUAAGCAAAGUUUUUAUGUUACUGUACCCAUUUUUGUAUUAAGAAGUGAUUUGUCAAAAUAGGCACAGGCAGAAGAGAUAUGAUUAUUGUUUUGUUAUACAAGAUGGAAAAUACGGAUGGCAAAUAUGGUAAUAACAGCGGACUUGAAUAAAUCUUUCUGCUUUCAAA
Molecule: messenger RNA, 1939 nt
Organism: Sinocyclocheilus rhinocerous
Lineage: Eukaryota; Metazoa; Chordata; Actinopteri; Cypriniformes; Cyprinidae
Product: GRB2-related adapter protein 2-like
Exons: 7
Coding region: 612-1367 (251 amino acids)
Molecular function (GO): protein binding
Source: RefSeq, a predicted model, not a curated record